Messenger RNA from Phaedon cochleariae (mustard beetle), 852 nucleotides. The record is from the annotation of a GenBank genome assembly. Lineage: Eukaryota; Metazoa; Arthropoda; Insecta; Coleoptera; Chrysomelidae.
AUGGCUACUUUAGAAGAUAAAAUUCUUGGAGAGAAAACCCAUAAUUAUUGCAGUAGCAGUGAAGACAGUGAUGGCGAAAAUUCGGAAUCUGAAGAAACUUCAUCAAAAGCAAAUAAAAUCACUCAAGAAACAAUUUGUACUUCUGAAAUAAAUAAAUGGGAAGGAACAUCUACCAAUACAGGACCAAAAGGAGUUCUAAAUGAUUGGCAAAAAUAUAAACAAAUGGAGAAUGAAAAGCGCGAGGAUGAGGAUAAGCAAAAAAUUGAGUUGAUAAAGAAGUUGACUCUAACAGUUAGAACAGCUCUAGAUGAAGAGCGUGAAAAGGCUGCUUUAGAGGACCCUGAGCUAGCUGAAUUAUUAAAUGAUGACUUUCUCCUUAAUUACCAAAAGCAGAGAAUGCAAGAAAUGAUACAGCAGACAAAUCACAAAAUCACAUUUGGUGAUCUCAUCAUGUUGAGAAGUGACCAAGAAUUUUUGGAUGCCAUUGACAAAGAACAUGAAUCAGUAAAAAUAAUUGUUCAUAUUUAUGAAGAAAAUGUUGAAGCCUGUGGAAGUAUGAAUUUGUGUCUUAACAAUCUCUCUAAGAUUUACAAUAAUGUGAAAUUCUGCUCUAUCCUUGGUUCUUGUGUUGGUAUCAGUAAGAAAUUCAAAGCUGCUGGAGUUCCAGCAUUGCUUGUAUAUAAGGCAGGAAACCUUAUUGGAGUCUGUUUACGUCUUUCUGAUGAUCUUGGAAAUUAUUUCAUGCCAGAAGAUGUUCAGGAAUAUUUGGUUGAACGUGGUUUGCUUGAAGACAAAACAUGUACCCCAGCACUAAUAAGGAGUACUACAAUAGAUUCAAGUGAUAGUGAAUAA